AAACGGCCCAGAUCCAAUCCUCCACAACCCCUGCUCCGACCAAUUCAACCCAACUCUGCAGCCCCCUGAUCAACCCAGCCACGACUGAACCAACAUUUCCACCGCUUAAAAGCCUCAACCUGUGACGCAAAUCCGUCGCACCAAGACUCUGUCGUCACUGUAGCCAAACUCUAGGCUAAAGGAAUACGGCUCAGGGGCUCAAUGAUUUUGGGCGCACCAAACCGUAAAUCCGUCGCACCAAGCCGCGACCACUGUAGCCAAACAGAAAUCGGCGCAAGAGAGGGAGGGAGGGUGGCGACGAAGAACGCGGACAGAGAAGCGAAGGCAGAUGGCGGCCGCCAGAGGCAUCAGUUUCCGGCUAUAAGGUCGAUGAUGGAGUGCGAUGGAGUAGACCGUGAGGCUGCGAUCGAUGUUCCCAGGAGCGUAGAUUGGAUGCGGAAGAAACAUAGAUCUAGAUGCGAAAGAAGCGUACAUAUACGGUCAGUUUUCUGUAAAUUUUAAAAAUGAUCAUUUUUGUGUCUAUUAACUAUGCCAUUCUUUCUUCUUCUUCUUAUUAUUUUUUAUCUUUUAUUUUUUCAAAUGAAAGUGCAAUGUAGAAGAAAUAACAUGUGUGUAAUGAAGAGCCCCCCCCCCCCCCCCCCCCCCCCCCCCCCCCCCGCUAAACAGAGCAGAUGCGGUUUGGGAGAGCGGUGAGAGUUUUCAAGAUCGAGUUUAUGAAUUAGAUGGUAUGUGGAGUAAGAGAAAAGUGACGAGAACACGAUUAUGAUUUUUUUAGUAUAUUUUGAAGAACGAAGGAUAUGAUUAUAAGGUUUGAGGCGUGAUUGGGGUGAAGUUGGAUGGUGGGUUGGAAGAUUAAAGAUGUAAAAAUGUAAAGAGGUAAAGAGGAGCUUGUUAGGAAAACAAAAUUAAACACAUAAAGACGUACCUCGUUUGGGUGUCUCUCAAAAAGCGCAUUAUUUAACGUCGUGACAUGACACUGUCUUUUUAAUUUCAGUCGUUCAGACUUGGAUCAUGAUGAUCAUCUACUUCACAUUUUUAUCCUUAGGAUUUUCAUAGAAAUGCUCAAGUUCCGACCUUUCACUUUCAAAAUCUUUCCAAAUCAAAUAUCCAGAUUUUCCUUACUUCGUGUUGCGAGAGUGAGGGAAAAAAAAUCCCGUUUAACAUGAUAUGGUCAAGGGAAAGGCCGGGUUAAGUUGUGAUCCCUCACAUUUGCUUAAAAUUUCAAAGAUAUCAUUUUCCUUUUCAAUUUUACGAGUUUCCCUCAAAUUAAAGUUUCCCGAAACGGUGAGUUACCUCAAAGGAUGAUAGAGAUAGAAAUUUUAACCCCGUUCAAGUUAAACUUAAACUUUAAUUUUAUAUCUUGCUUAGUCGUUGAUACACCCCACAAAUUGAAUUAGAAGCCAAUAAAUGUUAUGCUACAAAAGUACAUGACAUUUGUUAAAAAAUCAAAAGUGAGAAGAGGUCAAAUAAAAUAUUUGAGCACCACUACUACUAAAAAAUGGGGGGGGGGGGGGGCAUGGCCCCCUUGACUAUAUAUGUCCCGCUGCUCCUGCUCGCUCGUCCGAAAAUAUAGCUCCGACGCUGAAAUUGUGAUUCCCGUUCAGAGAUUGUCGUCGACGCCAUGGCCGGUCCUAGGGGGAGGGCAGCAGGGGCGACCGCCCUAGGCCCGAAAAAAAGUAGAAAGAAAAUUAGGUCCAAGUUUUUUUCUUUACAUGUAAUAUGAGUAGACUUCUUUUUUAUUUAUAAUUUCAAUUAAUUAAUUAGGUGUAAUGUGUAAUUUUUGUUGACAAUUUGAGAAUUUUAAAACAUAAGAAAAAAGCCUUAAACAAAGCUAGACAAAUUUUUAAAAAGAAUAUAAAUUUAGUUUUGAUUUUUAAAUAGAGUUGGUUGUAAGUCAUGUUUUUUUAUGAGAAUUUCAAAAUAGAACUGUCUUAUGUUUAUUUUCUGAACAAGAGUAAUUAUUGUCAUGUUCGGAAAAUACUACCAUGUGUAAAAUAUGGUACUGCCAAAAUAUGACAUUAAUUACUUCUAUUUAGAGAAUAAAAACAUGAUAAUCUUAGUUUGGAGUAUAUAAACGUUUUUAGUCGUAUUUAGAGUAAUUUCUCCUAGUUUUAUUAUACUUCGUAAUUUUUACUUUAGGUAAGUACUUCCUCCGUCCCGCAAAGAAGUUUCCGGUUUGACCUACACACAUAUUAAGGAAAUAAACUUACCAGGGGGUAAAUUUUACCGUUUUGACACUGUUUCAACACUGUUUGACACUGUUUGAUACUGUUUUGCACUGUUUGGCACUAUUUUGAUGUAGAUAAUUUGCCAUUUACGGAAAUGGAAACUUCUUUUUGGGGCUGCUAAAAAAGGAAAGCAGGAACUUCUUUGCGGGACGAAGGGAGUAUAAUUUAAUGUUUGUCUUGGAAAUAAGGCCAAAAUAGUAUAUCGCCCAUAAGUCCAAAACUGGACAGGACCGGCCCUGGUCGACGCUCUCUGCCAAAUCCCCCUGGAAUGUAAGCCAUCUCUCCUUGGGCACUAAUAAUAGUGUAGAAUUUAUAUUUAUUUAUUCUUGAAGACUUCUAUUGUAAUUCUGACAUUUUUUUUAACCCGGUAGGCAAACCACCAAAAUCAGUGGGGUAGAUGCCGGGGAACAUCUACCGGAUUUUAUUAAUAAAAAACAAAUACACCAGAAAAGGGGGACUAAGCCAAAACCUUUCCGGGAGGCAUUCCUCCCAAAAAACAGACAAAAAAGUAAUUGAAAAUAACAUCAAUUGGGGGGGCUGGACCUGACCCAAUUAACAAAUACUUUAACAAAAGUAAAUUUAACAUCUAAUAGAAGGGAUGCUAAAAAUAUCCAUAUAAAAAGCCCUCUUAGCCCGAAUAGGAAGGGUAUUUGGGCUCGCAUAGCAUUUUUUAAGGCCCGUGUGAUCCAACGCUAAGAAAUGGGCCACCCAGUUUCCUUCGCGCAUAACAUGACCGAAGCUCAGACCUUUCCUCUUCGCAAUAAGCUUGGUUUCCUGAAUUAGAUCUGACCAGCACCUUGCAUCUCCUUCACUCAGUAACGCCAAGGCCAUAGUCGAAUCAGACUCCACCUGAAAUCCAGAGUACCCAUCGUUAACCGCACAACGAACACCCUUUGCCAUUGUAAUUCUGACAUUAUUCACUAUAAAUAUAUCUGCCAGGGCUAACACUACGGGUAAGCCAGAGAAUUAUUUUCACAUGGUAUCAAGAGCCAAAACCCUUGGACCCUAAAUUUUUUUCCGGCAGUAUGUCUUCUACCGAUUCCCAAGUCUCAGCCGCAGCAGGUGCUUCCACCGCCGGCUCCCUGCCUUUGUCCACGUCUGCGCCCGUCCACACCAUAGCGGCUGCGACUGGACCAUCUACCUUCUCCAUCACGAAUUCGUCGUCUGCAGUGGGGUUCUCACCGUCCGCGUCUUCUUUCUCACCGGUGAUAUCACAAAUUGCUCCUCACAAAGUUUGCAAUACAUGAACUCCCAGGAGGAGUUGAAUCCCGCACAGGCUUUUGCGGGUCAAGUUAGGCCGAGAGCACCACCUCCGCAUGAUGGUGAUCAGCCGCAGCAGCCACAACAGGGCGGACAACAGCAGUUCCCAGGUGGACAGCAGCCUCUGGCUGGAGGGGAGGCUACUCGGGGAAAGGGCUAUCGAGGCAGUCGAGGUGGCCGUGGUCAGCGCGGUCGUGGUGGCCGUGGUCAGCGCGGUCGUGGUGGCCGUGGUCAGCGGGGUCGUGGACAUGGAUACCCUCCACAGUUUGGAUACGACUACCCACCAUCGGGCUAUUUUCCAGGGGGUGCACCACAUGCUGGCAUUCUUGGGCCUCCAGGUUCAGCUGGUAUGUCUGUUCAGUCAAAUUUUUAUACUUAUGCCUUAUCUACUUUUUCUACUAACCAUGGCUAUGCAGGUUCCUCCUCAGCUGAGGGAAAUUCCGUUCCUCAUCCGAUUAUUUGCCAGAUUUGCUAUGCUCCAGGUCAUCCCGCUUCCAUGUGUCCUUCUCGUUUCAUUCAGCCGGCUGCACCUGCUCUUGCUGCUCAGGCCCCUGAUGCUUCCGAGAUGGUCUGGUAUCCUGAUUCAGGUGCCUCGGCACAUAUGACUCCUCAUUCAGGAUUUAACAACGGGGGUGGUACUUCUUCGAGCUCGCAGUGAUAACGGCGUUUAUCCCAUUCAUCAGCCUGCACCGACGCCUGUUGCUUUAUCCGCCACAUCUCUUUCCAUCUGGCAUAAUAGACUAGGACACUGUGGUUCUCGUGUUUUGGAUCAACUUAGACUAAAUGAUUUUAUUUCUGGCACUUCUGCUAAUAUUUCUGAUUGUAUUCCUUGUCGCUUGGGCAAGUCGCAACGGUUACCAUUUAAUAAAGUUUUUCAUCA
This is a messenger RNA of Cuscuta epithymum, 4368 nucleotides long. Lineage: Eukaryota; Viridiplantae; Streptophyta; Magnoliopsida; Solanales; Convolvulaceae. The record is from the annotation of a GenBank genome assembly.